Messenger RNA from Drosophila ananassae, 3820 nucleotides. Its product is annotated as semaphorin-1A. The record is from RefSeq and is a predicted model, not a curated record. Gene Ontology annotation, biological process: axon guidance; semaphorin-plexin signaling pathway; negative chemotaxis. Gene Ontology annotation, molecular function: chemorepellent activity; semaphorin receptor binding. The transcript has 6 exons. Bases 47 to 2308 code for a protein of 753 amino acids. NCBI's taxonomy places the organism in Eukaryota, Metazoa, Arthropoda, Insecta, Diptera, Drosophilidae.
CAGCUAAGCUUCAGUUUUGGGCUUGAUUAGACCUUCAGAGGCGACCAUGGCGCAUCUCAACAUACUGCUGAUCACCUGCUCCAUCGGCCUGACAAUCGUGGCCGCUUGGAUGCCCGAUGUGAGACCCGAUUUGCAAACAAAACAAGAUAAGGUGUUGGCCCAUUUUAUUGGCAACUCGACGGACUAUUUUAAGAUUUUGGAUCACAACGAUGAAAGUGUUCUCGUCGGUGCCAAGGACGUCAUCUACAAUGUGAGCCUACAUGGACUGCGGGAGAUCGGCCGGCUGGAGUGGCACAGCACGGAUGCCGACCGGGAGCUGUGCGCUCUGAAGGGAAAGCCGGAGCGCGACUGCCACAACUACCUGCGUGUCUUUGCCCGUCGCCCCAAUGGCGAGGUUCUGCUCUGCGGCACCAAUUCGUACAAGCCGCGAUGCCGUCAUUACACGCCGGUGGAGAUGUCGUCCGAGGAGGCGGCACCCGCUGGCCACGCCUACGCCUUGCGUUAUGAGGUGAGCCGGGAUGUCGAGGCCCAGGGUCUGUGCCCCUACAGUCCCGCCCACAACAGCACCUAUGCCUUUGCCGACGGCCAGUUGUACAGCGCAACAGUGGCCGACUUUUCCGGAGGGGACCCUCUCAUUUAUCGCGAGAAUCUCCGGACGGAGCAGUAUGAUCUCAAGCAACUCAACCAACCCGACUUUGUCGGGGCUAUCGAGAAGAAUGGCUUUGUCCUGUUCUUCUUCCGUGAGCUGUCCAUGGAGUUUAUGAACUUCGGCAAGGCGGUCUACUCCCGGGUGGCCAGGGUGUGCAAGAACGACAAGGGCGGUCCCUACAACCACGGCAAGAGCUGGACGACUUUCCUUAAAGCUCGCCUCAACUGCUCCGUACCUGGAGACUUUCCCUUCUACUUUGAUGAGAUCCAGGCCAUUAGUCCAGUUGUAGAAAGCGGGUCCAAGUCGUUGGUGUACGCCGUUUUCACCACCUCUGUGAACGCUAUUCCCGGAUCGGCAGUGUGUGCCUUCGAUGUUGAUGAUAUACUGGCUGCCUUCGAAGGGGACUUCAAGUCCCAGAAGGAUUCGCAAUCGCAUUGGUUGCCGGUGGAGCGGGAGCAAGUGCCAAAACCGAGGCCAGGACAGUGCGUGGAAGACUCUCGUACCGUGAGCAGCAUUGCUGUGAACUUCAUCAAGACGCAUCCACUCAUGGAGAAUGCUGUGCCGGCAGUGCACGGUCGUCCCCUGCUGACCAAGGUGAACCUACACCAUCGGCUAACAGCUAUUGCCGUGGAUCCCCAGAUCAGAUCCCUGAACGGAGCAUAUUACGAUGUCAUCUACAGCGGCACCGAUGACGGCAAGGUGACCAAGUUUAUAAACAUGUUGACCACCCACCCGAAUUCGACCGUGGAUCGACUCAAAACUGUGGUCAUAUCGGAGAUGCAAGUGCUUCCUCUGGGCACUCCCGUUCGCGACUUGGUAAUCUCCUCCAAGAAGAACUCGCUGGUGGUUGUAAGUGACGGCAGCUUGGUCAACGUUCCCCUGCACCACUGCACCCUCAUUGUGGACUGCUUGGGCUGCCUGAGCCUCCAGGAUCCCAUAUGUGCCUGGGACUUGCAGACUCACGAAUGCAAGAAUCUGGCGACCAGCCAGCACAAAUUCGGCACCAAGACGUACCUGCAGAGCUUAAACACCACCAAGAAAGCGGCGGCUUCCCUAUGCCCACACAUUCCAAGCGCAGAGACAGUGAGUUUCGUGACAAUGGCUCCCCCACCGACCGAGGAGCAGAAGCUUUUGUACUCCAACGUGGCAGCCGCGGCAGGUAAUCAGCCAAGCUUGGAACAGUUGCCAUCUGGAGGUGAUGACUUUGGGCUCAACAAAAUAACUCUCACCUCUAUGGAUCCCGAUGAUAUUAUGCCCAAUCUUAAUGAUCCGCAAAAAUCAACAGCUAGCGUCGAUGAAAUCAGACAUGCAUCCGGUAGCAGCUACUUGCUCAUCACAUUCAGCAUUUUUGGGAUCUUCAUGUUGGGCAGCUGUGUGGGCGUCAUUUGUGUUAAGGCAAAUUCCCAUAUGAGGGACUCCCAAAUGGAUGAAAGUCAUCGCAACCACUUCGGCAAGCCAAUACAAUUUAAGCAUCAAAAUACUGGCAAAGAUAUAAAUCUUUUAAUGGGUUCCAAUCCAUAUGCGACCACUCAGAAAACUCCAAACCUUGAUCUUGAAAAGGAUCGGAGUCACGAGUGCAAGAACUCAACGGAACAUUUGGAAAAGGAGCUGCCGUGCAAGACGUCAACGCUGAUGAAAGUGAAGCGCACGUACAUCUAGUGCUGGCGCAAUGGCGGCAAAAAUGCAAAAUUAGUCGAAUUUCUAUAAUCUAAAACAUAUUUUCGUUGUUUAUGUUGCUGUUAGUUGUAGUAACCCCCCACCCAUCCCGCGAAGAAAACAUUCAACAGUUGCGCACGCGUUUGAAACGCGCUUGAAGAGCACAGCCGUUGUAAUAUUUUUUUUAAAACGUAGAAUGUAUCGUAAAAUUUAAUUUGGUGUAUAAUUUGAAUAAGUUUAGUAAACUUUGGUAAAAUUUAGUUAAAUUUACUGACAAAACAUUGGCUGCCACAGUCGGAGCGAGUUAAAGCAUUCCACAGAUUCCCGAUCGUGACCUAGAAUAGAGUCGAAAAUCGGAGUGCAGCUCAUGGUUAGGCAGCCAAAAAGUGUCGCCCCCGUAUGUGUAUUCUGAACGUAUAAUCUGUAAGUGGAAAUAUUAGAGGUGUACAAAUUUUGACACGCAUAUCAUUUAAACUGAUACGAAUCCGAAAAGCUUGGUCGCACGAUACCCGGACCCACAGCUCGAAUUAUUUCUCGAAAUUCAAUCGAAUAUUCUGCAAGUAUUUUGUUAGACUGAAUUAAUAUUUUCUAUAUAUGAGUUUGAUUGUGGAGAACUAACAGAAUGCGAACGACAUGGACUCGAAAGCUCUAUGCCUUGUGGCUAACAAAAGCGUAAAAUUGUAUCUAACAUAAGCUCAAUAAGGAAUUGAAUAUAGAAAUGUAAUUAAUAGUACGAAUUAGAUUAAGCAGCGAACAAAACUUCUAUGAGGCUGUUUAUAUGAACUGACGCGACAGCCCCCCAACAUCGUCUUGAUAAAAACACGCACAACAACACCACACAACACAGAAAUAAAACACGAGAAACAACAGCAAGCCUUAUGAAUAGUAUAAAACAGUUUUAGGCCUUAAAUGUAAACUUAUAUGCUUGACAUGCAAAAUAAUGAGCUUGGCACAGAAAGUAAAUCAGCAUUUUAUAAUUUUUAUGUUUACUCUUAAGCUGUUGUCCGUCCCACUGAAGAACUUGCUUAAUACAAUGUACAAUGGCAAUUUUAUUUUUAAACAUGCGAAAUGCAUUUUUCAUCGUAAUUAAUAUAUUUUUGUAUGCAUGUCUAAGACUAAUGUCUAAACAUAGAUUUAAGUAAGUCUUUAUAACCGAAAGGCUUCUAAAAGCUGCAGAUUAAAUAUUUAAAAAUUUUACAAAACAAACAAAAAAAAAAGAUAAAAAAUAAUAUAAUGAUAAAAAUUCUCAUAUUGUGAUAGAUUUUAUUGAAAUUUUAAAAUGAAGAAAAUGAUAUGCCUUUUGGUUGAAAGACAAUGAUAUACAUGACAUGAAAGUCUUACUGCAUGCAUAAUAUUUGGUAGGAGAGGGUCUUCCUUUGAGUGGAAGAUUAGAAAAAAAAAGAAAACCCAAUAUGGAAUAUUUUUUAUAAUUGUGUAUGUCUGAUACUGUCUAUAUUGUUGUAUACAUCCAAUAAGCAAUUUAAAAAUCUAAUAAAGUCGUCAUUUUUUCAUAAA